Sciurus carolinensis (gray squirrel) is the source of this 2651-nucleotide messenger RNA. It is a transcript of the gene Med20, whose product is annotated as mediator complex subunit 20. NCBI's taxonomy places the organism in Eukaryota, Metazoa, Chordata, Mammalia, Rodentia, Sciuridae. Bases 197 to 835 code for a protein of 212 amino acids. Gene Ontology annotation, biological process: regulation of transcription by RNA polymerase II. The record is from RefSeq and is a predicted model, not a curated record. The transcript is spliced from 4 exons. Gene Ontology annotation, cellular component: mediator complex. Gene Ontology annotation, molecular function: transcription coactivator activity.
GUCACUGUGGACGCUAUCAAGGGGUUGUUCAGACACCUCCCAUUCCCUGUGGGCGCGUCGCCCUGGCGCUCGGUUUUUACGUAUUUCCGGAGUCCCUUCCGCGACCGCAGCUUGAGUUGGGGGCUCCAGUUCAUGUGGACGGCUACAGAGCUCUGCGUUAGACUGUUGUAUCGUGCCACUCUCCCGACCCGACGCCAUGGGAGUGACUUGUGUGUCCCAGAUGCCUGUGGCUGAGGGCAAGAGUGUGCAGCAGACUGUGGAGCUCCUCACCCGAAAAUUGGAGACGCUUGGGGCAGAGAAGCAAGGAACAUUUUGUGUGGAUUGUGAGACUUACCACACAGCUGCCUCCACCCUUGGUAGCCAAGGUCAGGCUGGGAAGCUGAUGUAUGUGAUGCACAACUCUGAGUAUCCACUGAGCUGUUUUGCUCUCUUUGAGAAUGGCCCUUGCCUUAUUGCUGACACCAACUUUGAUGUGCUCAUGGUGAAGCUCAAGGGCUUUUUCCAGAGUGCCAAGGCCAGCAAGAUUGAGACCCGGGGCACCCGUUAUCAGUACUGUGACUUUCUCGUGAAGGUGGGCACCGUCACAAUGGGGCCCAGUGCCCGUGGCAUCUCUGUGGAGGUGGAAUACGGCCCCUGUGUGGUGGCUAGUGACUGCUGGAAUCUGCUCCUCGAGUUUCUUCAGAGCUUUCUAGGAAGCCACACACCAGGGGCUCCAGCAGUAUUUGGAAACAGACAUGAUGCGGUGUAUGGCCCAGCAGACACCAUGGUCCAGUACAUGGAACUCUUCAACAAGAUCCGCAAGCAGCAGCAGGUGCCGGUAGCAGGAAUUCGUUAGUGACUGGCAAUUGCUGGCUGAGCUGUUACCAUGUGUACUGCACAGCAGGAGCAGGGGCUGUAUUCUCAGGAACCUGGACCCCAGAAACCCAGGGCAGAGAUGGAAGCUUCUCUCCCUCUGGUUCCCAGCUGUGGCUUUUGUCUGGGGCUCUGGACUCCCCUCCCCUGACCCCCAUAUGCAGCCCUCAGCAGCUGUUUUACCCAUCGCCUUGCUGGAUUUGUUCUGUCCUCAAGAAUGGUAAUUAUGAAGAAUGGAGAAGUUUGGACCUUUCCUGCUAUAGGGGAAAAGGUAGGACAGGGUGUCCCUGCCUAGUGUUGGAGGGAAAAACAAUGUGUGCCCCCAGCUGUUAAGGAUUUGACCUGGGCCCAAGUGGCCAUGCUGUGCUCUAUGUGGGCUGUGCUGUCCUGAAGCCCCCUGCUCUGCCCUAGUGGAGGGUUGGCACAGCUGGUAGGAUGGCUUUCAUUUUUUGACCUGUUUGUGGAAGUCAUUUGUGAUGUGGCUUUCAUAGGGCAUUGCCUGGGUUCUUUGAACUCUCCUCUGACAGCUUUCCCUUCUGUUGUGAAUUACAUGCAGUUUAUCUUACUAGAUAGAAGUUUAUUUUUCUCUCAUCUAAUAGUUUCAGAGGUAAUCAGGUGGGUGGGCAGAUUUAAGUAUACAAAGUCAUCAGGAACUCUGUUUCCUUAUGUCAUAUUGUUCAGCCACCCGUAGAAUAUUAUCCCUAAGCAGACUCACUGGCCCCAUGUCCACUGGAAGAAUGGGGAGGGAAAAAGAAAAGCAGUUUCUUUUUUAAAGGUAAUGCCUGGAAUUGCUCAGAUCACUGUGGCUACACUUUGCUAAAAGGGAUACUGGGAUAUAGAGCUUCUUAUCUAGGCAGUCAUGGCCCAGUUAAAGCUCAGAGGGUUCUGUGGCUAAAAGAUGAAGGGGAUGGGAAUGCUGGGGCCCAGUUAAGUGUUUUCUGCUAGGUGAAGCUCAAUGAAUAUGCCCAGGAUUACCUUGGCGGUUAUUUUGUGGUUAAUACCCCCUGUAACAAAGGCAUUUGCAUAUGAGUUGUAUUGGAAUAAUGACUGAUCCUAGAGCCUCUUAGGGCUUAUCUAGGAAGUUAACUCUGCACCUCUCAUCUUAACAUCCAGGCCUCUCCAGCACUCAGAGCUUUAGUGUUAGAGAAGUUGACCCUGAUAUAUACACCAUGCUUCAUGGUUCCCUGAAGUCUUUGUCUCAUUUGAGCCUCUAGGCUGCUCAUUUCACUUAAACUGCUUGCCUGCCCCACCCCUACUAGAGAAAUCUUGAGCCAGGCUGGGCGUGCUGGUGCACCCUUACAAUCUGAGCAACUUGGGAGGUUGAGGCAGGAAGGUUGUAAGUUUGAGGCUAGCCUGGGUGAUUUAAUGAGACCCUGUCUCAAAAUAAAAAAUAAACAAGGACUGGGGUGGUAGCUUAGUGGUAAAGCACCUCUGGAUUAAAUUCUCAGUAUCACAGGGAAAAAAAAAGUUCAAACAGGCUAACAUUUCAUAUACAUAGAUCUGGCCUUAAAGGAAAAUUGUAUGCGCAAGUAUAGGUUGUCAGCAAGGAUAGUGUCCCUCACUUGAAGGCAUCUAAAGAGAAACUUUUUCUCUGGUCCAUUUCUGCUACAGGAGUCAGGUUAUCAGUCAUGUUUCCCUUCUAUCUUCAACAGGAAGCUCUUUCAGCUUUCUAACUACAGGAUCUGUCAUUUCUAUUUUUUGUACUUCCUGUUUUUGUUGUUGAUUGAUAUUGUUUUUGCUUUUAAAAUUUUAAGGUAUGUUUAGGUAUAAUUUAUAUGCAAUAAAAUGUACAGAUCUUA